UGACAAUUACAACUUUUUAUCGAUACUUCGCUAAUCGUUGACGAACUAUUUCGUAGAUUAUAUUCGGAAUCAUUGACUAACUACCUUCGUAGUACAAGCAACGUGUCAUUGAAUCUUUUGGCGUAUGUCAAAGCCGAACAUAUCAUAAUUUUGAUAAAAUCAUAUAUAUUUAAAAUGUCUGUUACCAGUGGAAUAUCCUUUUUAUUGUCUUCCAUUUUAACUGUACUUUUAUUCUCUGGAAUGCAAAUGUAUAGAGCUUGGUUAACGUCUUCGCAAUUGCAUAUUAUUCUUGGAGGUUAUAUCGGAUCGUUACUAUUUGUAUUUAUAUUAACAGCAUUAGGGAAUCUGGAGACCACUGUAUUUGGGAAAUCAUUUCAACAAAAAUUAUUUCCCGAAGUUAUCUUCUCGUUAAUUAUUAGCUUGAUUGCGUCAGGAUUGGUUCAUCGUGUGGCUACUACAACCUGUUUUUUAUUUUCUAUGAUAGCACUCUAUUAUAUGAACCGAAUAUCUCAAGAAACCUAUGCCACACCUAUACCAACAAUGUCAAUGCAUUCAAAAAAAAGAAAGUAAAUGUAGAUUACCAGAAGUUAAAAUCCUAGCCAGCCGUUUGCCUUCUGCUAUAUUUACUUCAGCUUCCCUGGCUCCUUCAGAUUCCAAGAUAGCAGCUCGUUUUUUUCGUUCAGCUUCAACUUGCAUUUGCAUAGCUUCUUGCACUCUAUUUGGUAACUUUAUAUCAACUAUAAUAAUUAACAAUAAUUAUAAUUACAUAUACGUCAUGAAAAAAUUGAAGUAAAGAAUAUAAAUAUUUUUUUAACUUACGGAUUUCAUAUCGAAGACACAAUAUACCCCAUGCUUCACUAGCUUUGUUAAUACUUUCUACAAUAGAAACAUUCAGACCUUCUCUUUCCCUAAAUACUUUAUCUAAAGAUAUUUUUCCCAAUUCUGACCUCAUUGUAGUUUGUGCUAAUUGCAUUAUGGCAAACUCAGCAUCUUCGACGCCAUAAGAAGCCAAAUAAGGAUCAUUUAUUUUUAAGUACAACACUCCAUCGAUAUCAAGCGUUACAUUAUCUAGUAAAAAGUAAAUCAAAUUAAAACUA
Molecule: messenger RNA, 1097 nt
Organism: Vespula pensylvanica (western yellowjacket)
Lineage: Eukaryota; Metazoa; Arthropoda; Insecta; Hymenoptera; Vespidae
Product: protein KRTCAP2 homolog
Exons: 4
Coding region: 175-570 (131 amino acids)
Source: RefSeq, a predicted model, not a curated record